CUCGGAAAAAGACACCUCCAAGUUUCACGGCUCGUCACAGACUAACGGUGCGCAUGCGCCUAUCCCAGCAACCACCGCGAUCCAUCAUGGCCGUCCGAGUCUGAUCCGGAAUCCGCGAGUCGCCGGGUUGUCAGUUUUUCAGUAAUUUAAAAGAACAACAAAGAAACAGUUUUAAAGAUGCCAAAGAAGAAGACAGGAGCCCGGAAGAAGGCGGAGAAGCAGAAGAUGAGACAAAAGGAGAUCAGACAGGCCAAGGACAAUGUCAGCAUUGUGGAUCAUCCCUGUAACUUUGUUAUGGAAUGUGACAAAUGUAGAAGGAGACAGAAAACAAGAGCGUUCUGUUAUUUCUGUUCGUCUGUUCAAAAACUGCCUGUUUGUGCAAGCUGUGCAAAAACCAAAUGUAUGAUGAAGUCCGGGGACUGUGUAAUCAAACAUCCAGGCCAGUAUACCACAGGGAUGGGGAUGGUGGGUGCAAUCUGUGACUACUGUGAGGCCUGGGUGUGCCAUGGUAGGAAGUGCCUGUCCACACAUGCCUGUGAGUGUCCACUGCAGGAUGCCUUGUGCCUGGAGUGUGAGAGAGGGAUCUGGGAUUCAGGUGGCAGGUUUUUCAAGUGUGCCUAUUGUGACAACUUCCUGUGUGAGGAUGACCAGUUUGAACACCAGGCUAGCUGUCAAAUCUUGGAGGCAGAGAACUUUAAAUGUGUGUCCUGUAACAGACAUGGCCAGUACUCCUGCAUGAGAUGUAAGACUGCCUACUGUGAUGACCAUGUGAAGAGGAAGGGUGCUAAGAUCACCAAGGGCCAGCCUGUCACCUGUCCAAAGUGUGGACACGAAACCAAGGAAACCAAGGAUCUCAGCGUCUCAACGAGGAAUUAUGACUACGGGAGGCAGACAGAAGAUGACGAGGCUUCAGGAGGCUGGGGUUACGCCUCCUAUGGGGGGUACGGUGGAUACAGCUACGGCAAUGCAGAUGAUGAUGAUGAUGAUGAUGAUGAUGAGUCAGAAGAAGAGGAUGAGGAAGAAGACGUCUCCAACCCCCUGUCUGACCUCAACCUGGGUGCCACCUACGCUGGGGGGUAUCAAGAAGAAUAUAACAAAUACGAGGACUGAGGGAAAAGCUUUUCCUUUUACUCCUUGUAUGAAAGUCAGAUUACACACAACUAUCUCUGUGAAUUGUUGGAAGUUUACAUAGUCAAGAAGUACAAGAGAAAAUUCUUGUGGAACGACGUUCCUAAGCUGCUGCAAGUGCCAACGAAUGCAUGCCUCUAGUUGAAAUUAUAGCAAGUUAUUUAGAUACAAUGAUCAGGAUAUUAAUAUGCCAUAGCAUAAUCUUCCUGCUGAAAGUUAAUGUUU
Molecule: messenger RNA, 1353 nt
Organism: Branchiostoma floridae (Florida lancelet)
Lineage: Eukaryota; Metazoa; Chordata; Leptocardii; Amphioxiformes; Branchiostomatidae
Product: zinc finger protein 330-like
Exons: 11
Coding region: 178-1110 (310 amino acids)
Cellular component (GO): nucleus
Molecular function (GO): zinc ion binding
Source: RefSeq, a predicted model, not a curated record